UGCAUGAAUAAGGUUAUGUGCAAAUUAUAAAAAAACAAUUCAAAUAACAUUGUUAAUUUAUUACCAGUUACUGCAAUAAUUAGUAAGUAUUAGACAAAAUAAUGUAUGAAUUGAACGGCUUUUUUACAUAAGAUAAUUAAAAAUGUCAGAAACUGUGGAAUUGUUGUUUUUCGAUACGUUCGCUCAUGACAACAGUGAAGAGCUUAAUUUGGAUUUAGUUCAAUUCCCAAAACCUGUAUAUGUUACCGAAGUAAGAAUAAUUCCACUAGGAGCCAGAGUUCAAGCUGAUUUCCCGGGAGGUGUUCGAUUGGGUGCUACUAACCCAAGUCAAUUUUCCAUUGAAUUUUUUGUAAACGAUUUAGGUAAAACUGGUGCGAGUACAUUCGAAAGCUUGGGGGGUUUUGAAUAUAAUCAAAAUGGUUGUAUUAACAUGGAAUGUGUUCCAAAUGAUACUGUCAGGAAAAUUCCUACAGAUGGCUUAGUUUUGAGAGGUUGGUACACUACAAUAACAUUAGCAGUUUAUGGCAUUCUCACAGCAAACAUCGCAGAACAACUAAUUCCACCAGUUGUAACUCCAAGUAUGCCACCUCAGACCAAUCCAGUUUCAGAAGUACCUCAAAUGGUGCCCAAUUCUACAAUCGAAAAUGAAUGGCCUCCAGAAGUAAUUCAACCUGUUCCAAUAGAGUAUGCACAACCUGCUGCAGCUCCCUAUACACAAGCAUAUGCCCAGUCAGAUCAAUUUCAACAGGAAUAUCCUGAAUACUACGAGGUACCAAAGGAUCCAAGAAACUACCACCACACACCUGAACAGGACUGGGACAAUAAAAGUAGAGGACGGUCGCUGGAGAGAGAACGGGAUAGAGAUAGAGAACGAGAUAGAGAUAGAGAUCGAGACAGAGAAAGGGACAGGGACCGCGAAAGAGGGCGAGAUAUUGACAGGGACAGAUAUGGGAAAAGCGACAAUCAUGAAAGAGACAUUUCGCGUAUGGAAAGCGAUAGGAGAGACCGCGAUCGAGACAGUAGGCACUUUUCGCGAUCACGUAGUAGCGAUCGUACACCACGUGAUUAUCGUGAAACGAGUAGGGAUAGAGAUCGCGAUCGCGAAAGAGAUUGGGAUCAUGAACGGCCUCAAAAUAUCGAUUAUCGAGACCGAGAAAGAUCAGAUAAAGACUGGGAUAGGGACAGGGAUCGUGACAGAGAACGGGACAGAGAUAGAGAUCGAGACAGGGAUAGGGAUCGUUCAUAUAAGCAUUCGGACAGCUACAGAAAUCGUAGUUAUGGACGUGAAGAAAGAGAAGAAAGUAGAAAGAGACCCAGGACGCCACCUCCAAUAAUGACUUCUCCAAAAAGACCUCAUACCCCUCAAAAUGAACAAAAAGAAACCAUUCAAAAAGAACAAGAAACAUUCCCAGAAAAUGAAGCAAGAGAACAAGAUAAAGAGGAAAAAGCAGACAUUAUCGUCAAGUCACCUAAAGAAGCCAAAUCUCCUCCAAAAGAAGAACUUCCACAAAUUGAGGAGGAAGAAUUUGAACCUAUUUUGAGCGACGAAGAUAUUUUGGAUGAUUCCGAACACUUUCAAGAUAUGGAUUAUGAUUACACUUCAUAUACAAAUAACGACGAUUUGAUAAAACUAUUUAUCCCAGGCACUACAGAACUGCAAAAGUAUGAAAAGCCUCAACCGUUCCAAAUACACGAAAAAACUAUAGAUAUCGAAGAAAAUUUGAAAGUGACCAUUGCAAUAAUGGACGAUUUUUUCAAAUCCAGUAUAACAAAAUACACUUUAAAUGAGUUUGAAAAUUUAAAUGGCGAAAUCAAAGAGGAGUUUAUUCACCUGGGAGAAAAAGUUAUAUCUACAAUGGGAAGUUUAGAGCAUUUUCUAUGUAUAGCAAAAAUUUAUGACAAAACUCAUGAAAAGAAAGAGGGAUUUUCUUCCUCAGAUGAGGAAAUUAUUGCCCAAGUACAACUAAUAAUCGACACAUUGAUGGAAUGGUUGGAGAUUGCUUUAAAUUUCAAAAUGGCAAAUGCUCAGAAUCAACCGGCAUACAAAAUUAGACACCUAAAGUGUGGUGUUCGUUUGGCAGAAUGGUGUAGCAACAGCGAGGAAUUUAUUCAUUUACUUUGGAAUCGAAAAUUUUACAUCGACGAAAUUCUUCUGAACUUAUACCACGAAGAGUUUAUGGCUUUGUCGAUUAAACUCAUGAUUUUAAGAGCAUUAAAUUCGUACUUACUACAUAAAUCUACAAUUGAACGGUUUAUAAUACAAAAUAAUCAAGAAGAAAAACCUAAAGAAAACGGUUUCGGAACUCAUGACCAUCCCACGUUUUUAAAGAAAAACGGGUAUACAACUUUAAUAGAAAUAAUACAAAGUAACCCUUCAGUUCGAUUAAAAUUCGCCUUGACGUCUAUUUUAAGAAAACUUAACUUAUUUGAAGUUCUUUCUAAACUUCAUGAUACAGUAGGUAAAAUGAAGAAUGAAACUGAUGAAUCUCAGCACACUGAUUUUAUUAUUAAAGCCCUCAAUCAAACCCUGGAGUAUUGUCAGUUAAGUCCCUUUGUGCUGUCUCAACCGAAAAGAUUUCUUCCAGUUGCAGCGCAAUUCGAAAUAAAUCGCACAGACACUAAAAACGUCUUAACUGAUUUCUUUAAAAUGCAUAAAUUUCUUGAAAGCAUUGUUUUACUCUUAACUCUUCCUAAUACUAUGAACCUUUCUUCUAUAAAGACGCCGAUUUAUAAAAUCUUAUCAGAACUCGCAUCAUGUGCAGAAGGGCUUGAAUAUUUGUCUUCUAAUUGUCAAACUGUGAACGUAUUAUUGCAGUGUCUUUUACAAAACGACGAUGAUAUUCAAUUCACAAUAUCGGACGCUAUGGUUUUAAAAUCCCAUAACUUGGGUCUAAAACUGGCUUAUAAAAUUCAAACUCUUUUUCACGUCGAAUGCUUAUUGAACAUUGGUGAAAAGUACAGAUUUGAUUGCGACGCAACUGAAGUUUUAGAUAAUUUACAUGCACUUUUCUGUUUGACGUUCUCGAGCAUAGGAAAAUUCGCAUGUCCCCAAGUCUUGGGAAUUAACGACAACUUGCGAUGCUUACUACAAUUUUUAGAUGUGAUUCACGUUAAAGAAAAGUCAGAAAUGCAUCUAAGUAAGCUGAAAAAAUCACCCGGUAUAGGAUACAUUGUUGAUUUAAUCGCAAUGACAAUAAUGUACGUGCCGAAUGUUCCGCUACUAGAAAAGUAUUCAAAACAGUUUUUACAAAUCAUUGCUCAUCAAGAUUUUUUUGAACCUUCAGCGUCUGCUAAAAUAAACGAAUUCGCUCCCUUUGUUAAACCGUUCGAGAACAUUAAUGUUUUAAAUUACGACAACAUAAGUAAUUUUGUGGAUAUUAUCAACAAGCAUAUCGACACAGUAACCAGUUAUCCCGGACAAUUAAUAACUUGUUUACAUAUUCUUCAUUAUUUAGGCAUUUCAAAGCACAAUAAUAACAACACUGACAAUCCUCUUAAUAAUUUUAUAGAACUUAAAUAUAAGCACGUAAUUUUGCAAUUCUUCUCCCUGGAUGGAGUUGCAGUUUUAACGAAAAUUUUGCAAAAACUUUGCGAUUAUUACGAACAACCAUAUUUACAUUCAUCCACCUUCGUCUCGAAUCAGUGCAUUAACAUUGUAAAUGUGAUAGUUCCUUCAGUGGAACUCCUGAAACAAAUGCUUUCGUACGUAAUUCAGUGUCGUAAUACGAAUUUUAAAGAUCUCACGUCUGUACCUGCUCUGCUGCAAACGUUUAAUUUAUUGCAGUCUUUCUCAUCAACGUCUCCUAUUUUUUCAAAAGCUAGAAAAACUUGCGAAAUCAUCAUAGAAACAUUGUUAGUUUACACGCAACCUUUAUCAGAAGAAGUAAGUGAAAAAGAUUCUUUGAAUAAGACUUUAUGGACUUUGAUGUGCGGGGAAGUGAUAAAAUUUGCAACUACCGCCCCUUACACUUUUAUUUCCGGUUUACUUGUGUUCUCGGAACUGUUACCAUUGCCGUUUCCUGUACAAACUCGAGAACCUCUGCAGAACGACGAAAUUUCGUGGUUAAUUAAUUUAAGGAAAUUGUGGUCAGCACAUCUCCAUGCCCAUACCAACAGCAUUCAAGAAAUGAUUAACAAAAUGUGUACAUCUUUACAUCAACCCCUCCUGAACUUGUUAAGAAGAGUUUGUGUGCAGCUAUCAGACUUGGCAGCAAAUUCUGCAAUAAUGAUUGCUAGGGGAAUUUUGGACUCGGUUUAUAGCGAACUGGUACAAAAAGAAGACAAAGUAGAGAUUUGUAGUAGCCAUGCUGCAAGAAUACUAAACUUCUUAGCUUGUCUGGUAACUCAUGGUACCUUAAAAUGCGCAGUGUUACAGUUAAUUAAUCCGAAUAAUUCUAAUGUAAUGAAAGGGGAUGAGAAAUAUUUACAGAUUCCUCAAGCUUUUGCGCGGGUCUUAAAAGUAAGCGACUUAUCGACUUCACACGUCCAAGCCCAAGAAUGCAUCUUAAGUAUCAUACAGAGUUGUUGUGAUACUGAAAUCACUUUGUUACAGUAUUCUACAGAAGGAAAGAACGCUGUAUCGGACGUUUAUUUGGCAAAUUCCCUGCCAACAAGAGACAAUUUACUUCUUUUCAUUUCCACAAUCAUUGAACACCUGAUGAGCGAUAAUUCUUUUGUAACCUUUUUGCCUAUUGUGAGAACGUUUUUGCUUUUAACAGAACACGAUUAUGGUUUUUUUCAUUUGAGAGACAUGUUAAGAAAAAGGAAUGAAGUCUUUUUGAACGUGUUGAAUAAACUUGCCAAAAAUUUUUCGAAGGACAACGGUGAGUGCCUGUCAACGUUAAAUACUUUAGUUGAGUUUUUGCGAGUAUGCGCCACGAUUGAAGAGGAUGAAGAAGAAAACUUAGCUUUCAAACCUAGAACAAUGAAGAUGACUAUUGAGGAAGUGAAGUCAUUGGUUGGAUGGAAGGGGGAGAAACCAAGCGACGAGAAUGAAUGUCAUCCACUUUAUACACUAGAAGAACUUUUAAAGAAACUAGUUCAAGAGGAUAAGACAUUUGAUAGUUUAUUGGAAGGUGUAUCAGGCAUAAUAAAUUUAUUAAAUUCAAAUGCAGAGACUGACACAAAAGAUUCCACUUUGGAGCCUAUUUUACCUGCGCCGGAAACACUGUUAGUUCAAUUUUCUCGGAGAUCUGUUUUUACAUUAACCGAAAUUGUUGAUGAAAGAUUAACCAGCGCUUAUUGGCUAUCAUCUCCUGCCGAUGAAGGAGAAACCGAAGCAGAAAAUAUAACACUCGAUUUAACCGACUUCUGUAAACAAAACUUUUCUCAAGAAGUAAAUUUGAUAAGGGAAGUAGAAAAAUUGUGUAGAAUUUGUCCGUCUAAUAAUGUCGAAGUGGACGGAAAUAAACCAAAGGGAGUCAACGAACAAGAAAAGAUGAAAAAACCAUUUGUGACGCCUAUGGCACGUCGCGGGUUUCCCCGAACUGUUCAGGCUCGAGCAGAUUUGUUCCGAUCAAGGCCACCUAAUACUUCUCGACCUCCUUCAUUGCAUGUGGAUGAUUUUGUUGCGUUGGAAACAUGUGGCGCACAACCCACUGGACCAACGGGUUAUAACAAAAUCAGCAGAGAACUUUUGUCGACGACUAGGGUCGCAAGAGGAUCCCGAGGAAGAGCUUUUGUCACGUCAGAAAGGGCUGUGCACUAUCGACAAAUGUCGUGGUGGGGUGCAGGGCUUCGAAGGAACCCAUAUUAAUAGAUAUUCCACCUUUUUUAUGUAUAAAUUAGCAACAUAAAUAGUUCUUGUGAUUUU
Molecule: messenger RNA, 5812 nt
Organism: Agrilus planipennis (emerald ash borer)
Lineage: Eukaryota; Metazoa; Arthropoda; Insecta; Coleoptera; Buprestidae
Gene: vir
Product: protein virilizer
Exons: 7
Coding region: 143-5755 (1870 amino acids)
Cellular component (GO): RNA N6-methyladenosine methyltransferase complex
Molecular function (GO): RNA binding
Source: RefSeq, a predicted model, not a curated record